This is a messenger RNA of Acanthoscelides obtectus, 252 nucleotides long. The record is from the annotation of a GenBank genome assembly. Lineage: Eukaryota; Metazoa; Arthropoda; Insecta; Coleoptera; Chrysomelidae.
AUGGAUGCUGAGGUGGAACAGAUUGAUGCUGCAGCUGCUGGUGUUGUUCUUGUUGUUGCAGUAGUGAAACAAGGGGAAAAUUCAGUAGACUUGGCAAUGCGGAGUAGUUGCAUUGACGGCACGCUGACGGAUUGCGCGUGCUGUCACGUCUUGUUUGACAACUUUGUCAAAAUACAAAAUACCAGAGACAAACAAGAAUUUCCUUUGCAGUUGAAUUUGAUGUUGAAAUUUAUCUUUUUAUGUGUAAUGUAG